This is a messenger RNA of Varroa destructor (honeybee mite), 2107 nucleotides long. It is a transcript of the gene Idh3b, whose product is annotated as isocitrate dehydrogenase [NAD] subunit beta, mitochondrial. The record is from RefSeq and is a predicted model, not a curated record. NCBI's taxonomy places the organism in Eukaryota, Metazoa, Arthropoda, Arachnida, Mesostigmata, Varroidae. Gene Ontology annotation, cellular component: mitochondrion. Gene Ontology annotation, biological process: tricarboxylic acid cycle; isocitrate metabolic process. Gene Ontology annotation, molecular function: oxidoreductase activity, acting on the CH-OH group of donors, NAD or NADP as acceptor; magnesium ion binding; NAD binding.
AGAUGAGCUAUUAUUGAAAGAUGGCGUUAACGUCUCAUGGAAUUAGCCUCUAAAAAGUUAUGAUCAUAGUAAAACUCGGAAGCGGUGCUGCUAUUUGAGGCAGCUUUGUUUAUAGCUCUACACUCAGAUUGCAGCCAUCUUGAGGUGUCCGGGGACAUAACCUUUAGGAGUUGACUGUGUAUUUCGAACUUUUUCCUCAAACAAAUAUGACACUUUUCCACAAAAUCGUGAGCCGGCUAGGUUAUCUGGCUCCAUCUAUUGCAGCACGUACCGUUGGAACAUCGGCAACUAACAACUUGGUCGCUUUCACGCCUGUGCACGAGCCAGUGUCUCGUCCACAGCAGAACAUCAAGUGUACCCUAAUUCCCGGUGAUGGCGUAGGACCCGAGUUGGCCGAGUGUGUUAAGGCUGUCUUUUCAGCUAUUUCGGUACCGAUUGAUUUUGAAGAAGUAUUCCUUUCUGAGAUUCAUCAUACGAUCUCGGCGCCCCUGGAGACGGCUAUUGAUAGCGUCAAAAAGAAUGGCAUCUGCCUUAAAGGGACCCUCGAAACUCCCCUCAAUUCUCUAACCGGCGAACUCCAAGCCUGGAACAUGAAAAUUAGAAAGGAUUUGGACCUAUUUGCGAACGUGGUGCACAUCAAGUCGAUGCAGGGAAUAAAGGCAAAGCACAACAACCUAGACUUUUUCGUCAUUCGCGAGCAGACUGAAGGAGAAUACUCUGCUUUGGAACACGCGAGUGUGAAGGGUGUCAUCGAGUGUCUGAAAAUCGUUACCGAGGAGAAGUCCCGCCGAAUCGCCAAAUUCGCCUUUGAUUAUGCGACGAAACACGACCGCAAGAAGGUAACAGCCGUCCAUAAAGCCAACAUUAUGAAGCUCGGUGACGGAUUGUUUCUUCGUUGUUGCACCGAAAUCUCCCAGCUUUACCCGAACAUCAAGUUUGAACACAUGAUCGUGGAUAACACGUGUAUGCAGCUGGUAUCAAAUCCCCACCAAUUUGACGUUAUCGUAACUGGCAAUUUAUAUGGGAAUAUUGUCGACAAUCUCGCAUCGGGUCUCGUUGGAGGUGCAGGGGUUGUGCCAGGCGCUUCAUAUUCAGAGGAUUGCGUUGUCUACGAGCCCGGUAGUCGACACACGUUCGGAGGCGGUGCCGGCAAGAACGUCGCUAACCCAACAGCCAUGCUGUUGUGUGCUGCUAAAAUGCUGCAUCACGUUAACCUCCAUUAUUAUGCUAUUCAGAUUCGCGAUGCUGUCGAAAAGGUAAUCAAAGGUGGAAAGGUGCGAACUCGCGAUCUGGGUGGCUACGCAAGUACUACGGAUUUUUUGGGAGCUGUGAUCUCCCAGCUGCCUCAUUGAGCUGAUCCAGCUGGCAACUACUGCUGUAUGUUGUUUGAUCUUUGUCACCGUUAGUUGCUCGUGUUUCUCGUAACAAAGAGUCAGCAGAAAGUCACGUAUCUCUUAGUAAUGGAAUGGCUAUUGACGCAGCUAAUUACGGCAUUCGUCAGUUAAGUCUGAAUAAUAAUGAUGGCCCUGCACCAUCAGUCUGGCAUCAAUCGAGUUGGCAGAAACAAUGGCAACUACAGAACUCUGGUAACCACAACAAAACAUCUUAAAUGAAAUGUGGUGCGUAGCAAAAGUACGUCUUGAACGGUAAAGUGUAUCAAGGCCGUGCAAGCUAAAUGGUUAUUAAAAUGGUAGGAGAAGUUUUCACUAUAGGGAGCAGCAAAAUUAAACUGACAUUAAUAAAAUAAGCAGAAGAACCCUUGUUUUUACUUGAAAGGCUAGAAAUCGACCCUAACAGUGGUGAUGCUGAGUUUAGGUUUGUAUGUUAAAUUGUAACUUACUACUUCGGAGAAAGGAUAUGUGUGCAUGCGAUGCACGGUCGAUCUAUAAUAAAUAUUAUUAGUUAAUGUUAAAACUAUCUUCGCUUUCCACCCGGAAUAAACGAUCUAGACUAACAAAGAAAGUAAAGGAUGAAGGAGAAUACCGUGAACGGGAGGAACGAAACAAAGGAUUGCCUUCGUUAAGGAACGGAAAUAGAGCGGAGAAGAAAAGAAAACAAACGAGCUAGUCAGCAAAUACAAUAAAUUCUAACAAAUAAUGACACUAUA